Molecule: messenger RNA, 660 nt
Organism: Megalops cyprinoides (Indo-Pacific tarpon)
Lineage: Eukaryota; Metazoa; Chordata; Actinopteri; Elopiformes; Megalopidae
Product: keratin-associated protein 4-9-like
Exons: 2
Coding region: 1-660 (219 amino acids)
Source: RefSeq, a predicted model, not a curated record
AUGGCCUCCCUGAUGAGUGAGUCAGAGCUGAGUGAGGCAGAGCUGUGUGAGGCAGAGCUGUGUGAGUCAGAGCUGAGUGAGCCAGAUCAGUGUGAGUCAGAGCUGUGUGAGGCAGAGCUGUGUGAGGCAGAGCUGUGUGAGUCAGAGCUGAGUGAGCUGAGUGAGGCAGAUCAGUGUGAGGCAGAGCUGAGUGAGUCAGAGCUGAGUGAGUCAGAGCUGUGUGAGUCAGAGCUGUGUGAGCUGAGUGAGGCAGAUCAGUGUGAGGCAGAGCUGAGUGAGCUGAGUGAGGCAGAGCUGAGUGAGGCAGAGCUGAGUGAGGCAGAGCUGUGUGAGGCAGAGCUGAGUGAGUCAGAGCUGUGUGAGCUGAGUGAGGCAGAUCAGUGUGAGGCAGAGCUGAGUGAGCUGAGUGAGGCAGAGCUGAGUGAGGCAGAGCUGAGUGAGGCAGAGCUGUGUGAGGCAGAGCUGAGUGAGUCAGAGCUGUGUGAGUCAGAGCUGUGUGAGGAAGACCUGAGUGAGGCAGAGUUGAGUGAGGCAGACUCGUGGAUGGACUCCUGCACGAGGCAGUGUUGUGGAACCCUCCCGCCGUCGGGCCGGAUUCUGCCUCAGCAUGAGCGGCUGCACGAAAAGGCCGGGUUUGAGCAAUCGGAGGAUCUGGUGUGA